UGUUUAUUAUAGAUAAGUAUUAUAGGGUAUCAAUUUGAUACAGAAGAAGCUUUCUAUAUUCUAAUUUUUAAUCUAUAAUUAUUCUGAGUUUCUUUUUCUUGAUUAUUCUAUCAAUACCAUGUGCUCUCCUCUUAUAAAAAUCCAUAAGAAUUCAUAUGCACCAGACCGUAGCUUUUAUCCCAGUUUGCAAAGAUUCAUAAGACAUAAAAUAUCUACCUGGGGCCACGAGCAGACAGAAAGAAAAAAUCCAACAGUUCUCAACCAACCUCUAACCUGCACAAUCACCGUUUGAUCUUCACUGAAAUUCUUUAAAUUUCUAUCAAACGGCUCAAGAACGUGAAAAAUCAUACAACCCUACUUACAACUUUUCUGGUCCUGUCCUGUCGCUUUCUCUAUAAUUGCGGUCUUUUUCGUUUUGGAUUGGCUCUUUUCAUAUAAACACAUUUCAGAUUUCUACAGAAGAACACAGAUCAAUCCAGAAACCAAAGAAAAACAAAGGGUUUAAAGGGCUUAACGUAUAUAUAAGUAUAAGCAUACCUAUAUCUACGGUGAACAGAGAGAAAAAGAGAGGGAUAUGGAGGGUGAUAGGAGAGUUGGGGUGGCUGUGGAUUUCUCUCCAAGCAGCAAGAAUGCGUUGAAAUGGGCUGUGGAUAACGUUAUCCGGAAAGGGGAUCAUCUUAUCCUUGUUAAUGUACGACCUGAAGGAUAUUAUGAGGAGGGCGAGAUGCAACUUUGGGAAGUCACCGGUUCACCUUUUAUCCCUUUAAGUGAGUUCUCUGAUCCUGUUGUCAUGAAGAAGUAUGGGGUAAAGCCUGACCCUGAAACUUUGGACAUUGUCAGCACUGUUGCUAGGCAAAAAGAAGUUGAGGUGCUCAUGAAGAUUUUCUGGGGUGAUCCACGUGAGCAGUUAUGUGAGGCCAUUGAUCAUAUCCCUCUGAGCUGCAUAAUUGUAGGAAAUCGAGGGCUUGGCAAGCUUAAGAGGGCUAUAAUGGGCAGUGUAAGCAACCAUGUGGUGAAUAAUGGUUCCUGCCCUGUUACUGUGGUGAAGCACCAUGACUAAGUGCUACGCUUGCUCUAUGCCUUAUUUCACUGGCGUCUGGCCUGGCUUAUGUUUUGCAUGGGAUGUUGAAUUAUUUUGUAUGAAAUAAACCUGUAGAUUUAAACCUGUUGCUGUAUAUUUGUGUAUGAAAUAAAUUGUGUCUGCAGUUCUAGGAACUUUUGCUUAGCGUUUGUAUUGCACAAUUGAACUAAAUUGCCUUUCUGGUUUUAAGAUUUUGGAUGCAACAAUUUAAGCAGCAUCUGCUUUUGAAA
Durio zibethinus is the source of this 1311-nucleotide messenger RNA. Its product is annotated as universal stress protein PHOS34-like. NCBI's taxonomy places the organism in Eukaryota, Viridiplantae, Streptophyta, Magnoliopsida, Malvales, Malvaceae. The record is from RefSeq and is a predicted model, not a curated record.